Messenger RNA from Notodromas monacha, 2092 nucleotides. Lineage: Eukaryota; Metazoa; Arthropoda; Ostracoda; Podocopida; Cyprididae. The record is from the annotation of a GenBank genome assembly.
AGAAGAGGCUAUGUUCAAUGUGUUCGUUGCGGAAAUGAUUCGCAACAUCUGCGCUGGGACCCUUUUACCCCGUUUAUUGGCCUUGAAUGUUGGGGAACCGGGGUGUGUUUCGUUCGUGCUUCAAUGAGCUUGGUGUUCGAUGAAUUUCCGUCCCAAGCGCGACAUCCCUUUUGUCGAAAAUGUCCAUGUUAUUCAAUCCCUGGGUGUUUCCUCACCCAUUUUUACAAAUUCCCAUUGCCUCCCUCAUUUCGGGCCAUAGUUCGCCCGCAGAGCAAGAAACAGAAGGGGCUAUCGAUCUUAGUAAGAAAACGAAUCUCAGGGAUGACUCUUCAUGGUGCCCAGCUUCGCCGCGCACGAGUGAUGAUGAUGCAUUUAGCAGUUCUUCAGGUUCCAAGGGAUAUUCGAAGGAGGACAGUCAAGCAUGCAGAGAUGAAAAACGAGCAUUGCAGCUAGGAAUUCCGAUUCCUGUGCAGGAAAUAAUCAACUUACCGAUGGAUGAAUUCAACGAACGGCUGUCUAAACAAGAUCUGACGGAAGCUCAGCUGUCGCUGAUUAGGGACAUCCGGCGUCGCGGGAAAAACAAGCAACUCCGAGAUAAGGAUGGAAAUCGUUUGAGUCCGUACAAGUAUGGCUUGGAGCACACUGGAAAGGACGGGAAAGUAGUGAUGGUUCCGCUGAGCAGCUCAACAUCGGUGCAGUUAGUAAAAGAUGAGGACGGGCAUCCUGUUGGUUCUCCCCAUGCCUUGCGUCAUCAGGAAGCCUAUGAACAGACAUAUGUCAUGGUUCCUGGUAGUGGUUACCACUCAAACCUGGUCUUGUCUUACAGGGAACCAGAUUCAUACUGCAAGCGUGAAGAUAAUUUGAGGGGUCUGCAUGGAUGAUGUCAAGUCUUUGCUCGGGAAUCCCGCGGGGCUUGUUAAGUUAUUGUUUUUAUUUCUUUUUUGUCGCUACCCAGUUCUAAGUCUAUAUUCCCAGAACGUAAUAUUUCACUGCUCACAAAUAUUCCCGAGUGCAGAGUUUUCUAGCGUAAGUUUAAAAGAGUUCGUCCUUGUGGAUCAUGUAGGACAAUCGAAACAUUUUUCCUUCAAGUGCUCAAAUUGAUUAUGGUCUGGGAAUUCACUCAUGUUCUGAAUCGGUGCCGGCAAAUCCAGUUGUUCCAUUCCCAGUGAGGUGGAGUUGACCUAGCGUCAGAUCCGUGAAAUCCUUUUGCAAGUCGGUGAUAAACGGCGCCUGCAGACUUUUUGGAAGGCGUGCAAGCUUUUUUCAUCGGAUCAAGCGGGUAAAAUGUGUCUUUUUUUUUUUCUUUUUGUUGCUUAUGGUGAAGCAUUAUGGAUCUAUUUGAUGGGAUUUGCAAUCAAAGAAUGUGUUGGUCAGCUGCGUGCUCAAACCCUCUCAUGUUUCUGAACGCAUAUGGUCCAUGAUUAGCAGGAUAACUGCUGUGUAUGCUUCUCUGUUCGUGCAGAUUUGAUUGAAUUACCUCUUUAAAAAAAAAAAGAAGAAACAUAAUUCCAGACAAAGCGAAGGUUUAAAUCAAAGUUAUGGUUGUGUAGUUUUUGCUAACGGUGUACAGCCAGAUCUGUGAUUUUUGCUCAGAAUUUUUGAAGAAAAGGCUCGGGAAGCAAAUGCCGAACGUGGUACUCUCAAGACUUGCGUGAAGCGAAUAUUUUAAGAAAAAGUUUGACCGCCAUGAUUUCAGCACAAAAAAGCAUUGAGCCUUUCAGUUGCUGUAUUGGUGUGUACGGAUUCAUUUGUCUUAUUUUGAUGACAAGAAUGUUCUUGUGAGAGGCUCGGGAAAUCCUGAUCAUUGAAUUCUGGGACUGUUCACGAAAGUUUUUUUGUUUUUAGAAAAAUGUUCACUCUCGAAUAUACGUCCCAAGUUUCUGGAAAGACAUCCUUUGAAUCAUUCGGUUUGACAUUGAUUGAUUGACUAAUUUUCAUAUGAGGUAGUGUUUCAGGUGUGGAAUGCUGCCUUGCAUUCUGUGACGGAUUUCUGUCGUAUUCUGAAAUAAUCUUAUCCGUGUUACAUUCCCUUGAGCUUGACUCGGGACUGAGAUUUUGGGUACUCAACUCUCACAUGUCUCAAUUUAGGUAC